Molecule: messenger RNA, 1239 nt
Organism: Carica papaya (papaya)
Lineage: Eukaryota; Viridiplantae; Streptophyta; Magnoliopsida; Brassicales; Caricaceae
Product: membrane-anchored ubiquitin-fold protein 3-like
Molecular function (GO): protein binding
Source: RefSeq, a predicted model, not a curated record
CGCGUCUGGCGUUCAUUUCCCCUUUCCUCAUCUUUUCUGGUUUAAGGACUGGAGUUUUCUCAAUGGGAAGGAGAAGAGGGGAAAAAGAAAGAGAAAAAAAUUAAUUAGAUAUAUAUAGAAGAAGAGAAGAAUCGUUAAGAGAAAAUUAACUGACAAACAAAUAAGAGCACGAGGAGUCAGCGAAGGAAACAUCUCUCUCUUCUUGCUCUUGAUCGAAGCACCGACGCUCUUUACUUGAAAACCCUAAUCAAUGGCUUCUUGAUUGGUAGGAAGGUUGGUUGAUAGCUUUUUAACCAGAGACGUCAUCUGAUCAUAUGAAGUGUUUACUUCCUUGGAUUGUUUCUCUAGCCACGGAUUUGGAUGUACUGUUUUUGCACGUUCUUCUAUCGAACAAAUAUUUUUGCAGAUUUGCGGAGGUGUUUUAUUUCUUCUGCAGGUGAUCAGAGUGAGACUGAAUUCUUGCUCUGGAACCAUUCAUUUAUUAUUGCCUUGGAUCUGCAACCUGAGAAAGGAGAGGCUAGACUACUAUGGCUGAAGGUGAUGAGAAUAAUGGUAUUGAGCUUAAAUUUCGCAUUUUCGAUGGAACAGAUAUAGGCCAUCGUAAAUACGCAUCAUCGACUACCGUAGCAAGUCUUAAGCAAAGGCUUGUUGCUGAGUGGCCGGCAGAUAAAACAGUGUCACCAAAGUCACAAAACGAUCUGAAACUUAUACAUGCCGGUAAAAUUUUGGAAAAUGGAAAGACACUUGCUGAUUCCAGAAUUACCUUUGGGGAACUUCCUAGUGGUGUUAUCACCAUGCAUGUAGUUGUACAGCCACUUGCACCUAAAAAGAAGACAGCAAGCAAGAAGAACAAGGGGGAGAUGCAGAAGCUGAAUUCUUGCUCCUGUUCCAUCCUUUAAUUUGGGAAGCAGGUCCUGUUCCUGAAAUUUUAAUGUCUUUGUGUACUUGCUGUCCUUUAUGAUUCAGUCCACUGUUACAAGAUCAAAAUGGCAUUGUCAGGAUAGUUGGUGAGUUGUGUUAAUGUUGUAAUUAGUUUUCUUCUGUAAAAUGCCAAAGGGGGCAGUUUGUUUUUUUUGCUUUUUUUUGUUUUUUGUUUUUUUAUGCCACAACAAAAGUUCCUUCUAUGUUUGGUUUCUUCCGUGGUUCAAGUUUGACGCCCUGGUUCAAAUGUUCCUGUACUUAGUGAAUUAAUUGAGAUGAGCCUCCCCUACAUUGGGUUGGCAGUUUAGGUGUUUUAUA